This is a messenger RNA of Entamoeba nuttalli P19, 507 nucleotides long. RefSeq lists its product as hypothetical. Lineage: Eukaryota; Evosea; Mastigamoebida; Endamoebidae. The transcript has a single exon. The record is from RefSeq and is a predicted model, not a curated record. The coding region runs from base 1 to 507 and encodes 168 amino acids.
AUGCAAUCACGUUAUAAGAUACAACCACUUCCUACUUUUAUUAUCGAAGUAACUCUUGAUGAACUUUUUAGUGAUAGUAUUACAAAAACAAUAGAGUAUAAUUCAUGUCAUGUAGAUAUAAAUAUUUCAAACCCAAAAAAUUAUCUUGAAGGGUUUUCUAUUUGUUUUGCUUCAAAUGUUCUUUUCAUUAUUAUGGAAUUAAAAGACAAUAUUUUUAAGUUAAAAGGAAAUGAACUCCAUGGGUCUUGUACCUCAGAUCAAUCAAUAAUAAUUAAUGGCAAAAAAAUUGAAUUUGACUUUGAUAAAAAAACUGGUAUAUGUCAUAAAGUAUUUGAUAAUAUUACAAUGUCCCUUCAUCUAAAAGAUACUCCUAAGAGUAUAAAUGAAGAAGAAAAAGAAGCACCGAAAAAAGAAAUGUCAACAUUAAAUUCAUUAAAGAAAUUUCACAAAUUACUUUGUCAAAAAGAAUAUUAUUUAAACGAAUUAGAACACGCUUUAUAUAACUAA